GCACCAUCGUCAACGGAUCGAAUCGAUUUGCCAGUAUAAAAAGCAUGCUUGCACGUCUAUUCAUUUAUUUAACACUUCUAAUAUUUUAAACGGUAAAGUUGUAGGCGGCAGCAAGAAGCCGGAUGCAUUGGGCACCGAAAAUUCCUGCUAUUAAAUCAUUUCCACGGCCCCGGCUGAUUCCCACUUGCAGAUUAUGGGAUGCAGCCACGAAUACUUUUAAUUUUCUCGUAAUCGGAAAGGAAAAUUGGCCGAGAAAUUCUUCUGAAUUUUCCGCGAUUUGUCCACAGCCGGGAGGAUUCCAUUUCCCUGCAGGUCGAGGUUUCGAACUUCGGCAGGAAGCUUCAAAUUUGCAUUUUAGGCGUAAAUAUAUGUGCAAAAUGUCGUUCGUUCACUCAGAAUUGCGCGCGACAACAUCAUCAUCUUGACUUUUACACUCAUUUUGUACCAGGUGAAAUCAAGAUACCGCAUUUUUCACACACAAUUUACUGGUAACAGAGUAAAUAUAUAGUGGCUGCUCUGUCGCUGCUGACAGUAGCCGCGCUUCGAAGAAAACGCAAGGCUGGCCUGCGGAGAAAACAAGCGGGAACAAGUUCUUGUCAAGGCAGCUUGUAAUAACAGUAUUUUUAGCUUUAAAUGGGGGCGUUUUGUGUUAUGUACAAAAGGUACAUCAUCUUCAUAUUUUGAGGACAGGUUGAAAAGAAGAAGGAAGAUGAGGACGGUGUUACAGCAAAUUUUGAGACAGCAAUGCUACCAGACUGGUUGGUGCUAUGCAGUUUUCUGGAAGCUCAAACGUCUAGGUCGCAUGAUGCUGACGUGGGAAGAUGGCUAUUGCAAUUUUGCAAAGCCUUCACUGAUCUCAACUCCUGCCUUAGGGAUGCCUGACUUAUUUCUUAAUGGAUUAAAUUUUGGAGGAAAUUCUCUUGACGAUGCAACUCCUAGUCAAGAUGAGAAUUCCCUGGAAGAUAAGAUUGGUCUUGCUGUUGCCAAGAUGUCAUACCAGGUCUUUUCACUUGGAGACGGAAUUAUUGGACAUGUAGCAUAUACAGGGAAGCAUCAGUGGAUCCUUGUAGAGAACAAUGGCACUGUUUUAGCGAAUCCAACAGGAGCAGUUAAUGACCAUUUGAUGAUUGAGGCUGGAUGGCAGAAUCAAUUUGCAGCUGGAAUCAAGACAAUUGCUCUAAUAGGUGUACUUUCUCAUGGAGUGGUGCAACUUGGCUCAACACAUUUAAUAAUGGAAAACUUGGAGUUGGUAAAGCACAUCAGAACUUUAUUUCUAGAACUUCAAAAUGUUCCAGGGGUAUUUGUGUCUGAAUUUCAAGAAGCAUCUUUGACUGUGAAAAAUCAGGUGCCAGUUUUAGCACCAAUGCCCUCACCACCAAAUCGUAUUGAACUACCCAUAUUGCAGGGAAUACCUGUGGCAUCAAUUCAAGACUAUUCUAAUUUAAUUUUCCAAGAGAAGGACAACUCAAAAGUACUAGUCAAUUCCAGCAGCCCACUUGGUCUGGAGUUAAGAGGCUCAAAGACUCAACCCUGCCUCUUUGCUUCUGCGUGCAGUUCUGAUACUUCAGCUAAAAUAUCAAGGCAUUCAUCUCCAUUACAGAUUAAUAGUCUGCAAUUAAGAAGCUCUUCACCUACAGUAAACAAUUAUCAGGGAGGGAAAGCAGUAAGAAAAAUAAUUCCACCGUCAACUUACAGGGAAAUGCAUCCUUUUCAGUUUGCAAUGCAAACAAUGGUACCCUCAUCUGAUAAUCAGCAGACACUACAUGCUGCUCCAGAUCAAAGAAAAAGCUGUAUGCCAACUAUCAACAAAAAUAUUCAGAAGACAACUGAUUGUCAAUGGCAAUUUGAUUCAUCAAUGAUUCGUGGGAAAAACUCAAUUCAGCAUCAGAUGGAUGGUAGCAUAAAAUCUGGCAGUGAACAGGGAUCUACUCAGAGCUCACUUUGUAAAGCUGAAACAAAUGGGAAUGGAAAUCUCUUGGGAAGUGGACUCACUAUCCCAAACAAGGACGAAAAGGCACCCAAAAAAAGGUUGUUUAGUGAACAAGAUCCUUAUCUAAAGGAAUUAAAACAUACUAAUAUGAUGUCUUCCCUUCAAACCUGUCACAAAGGUGUUUAUCUUCCCGGAGACACCUCAGCAUAUUUGAAAUCAGCCGUGCAACUGCAGACCAAUGAGAUGGUAGCAGCAUUGGAUAUAACUCCUAUGGCUAUGGGUGAGACAGAUAUUGGCAAAGCCACUGUCUUGGAUUCUCCAUUGUCUUUAGUAGGCACGUGUACUUCUGGCUCUCAUUCAAAGCAUGUAUCCAAAGUUUUGGCGAAUGUUAACGAAGAACCUAAUACAGAAGUUCUAUGUAGUGAUAUUGCACCUUUUUGGAAUGGUGUAACUUUCUCAGAAGAACUUAAAUUAGAACAGUGCUGGCUUACAGAAAUCUUGGAAAAAAAUGAGCCACCUACAUUCCAGAAUGAUUUUCCUCAUAAAUUGAGCUACACUAAAGUCGGCAUGGAAGACACGGGAAUAAGCCUUGCUGACAUAUCUAGCUUAAAGAAUGAUCAAUGGGAAAAUAUAUUUCAAAAUGAUAAGAAGAAGUUCAAAUUGCUAAACAACGAUCAACAUGAUGAUUCUCAACACAUGUUACAAUUUUCUGCUUGUACUGAGAUGUCCAAAACAUUAGAACCAUAUCUAACUAAGUUGCCGGAUGGGGAUAUUUGGAAUGAAAUGCUAUUACCAAAAUCAAAUUUAACUAGUCCGAAUUUAAGAGAUCAAUCAUUUGAGGAUUUGCCUUGUUCUGUAUGCUUCUCUGAUAUGGAUGUAGGGGGGACUUUGAAUAAUUCUGCUGAUAGGGAACUUGCAUUACAAUUUCUACCUGAAACUGAUUCUGGACAUCUCUUAAAUGCUGUAAUUGGUAACAUGGAUUUGAAUGUUUGUCAAAGACAAGAUGAUGAUAUCUCUGGUAAAUCUACAGGUUUGAGAUUAAGUACCAAACCAUUUCUGUACACUGACUCAUGUUUGGCAGGAGAAAUCAGUAGGCGUGAACAAAAACAAUCUGAGUUGAUAGGUAUUCCUCAUAUCAAGCAGACUCUGGGCAAAAUGAGUUCAAAAAUAUUGACUUCAUCUUACAAUUUCCAAGAAGAGAAUGCUAUACAAGAAUCUCCAUCUGAGGCUCCUCUAAAUAUUCAAUGUGAUGCAUGGAUUGAUGAAGAUGAAAUUGUAAGUGAUGAGGAGCUGAGGAUUAUGAAUUUGCAGAAGUUUGAAGAACCAGUCACAGAGAAUAGAAAGGAAGAUAGACCUGGAGACAGUGCUAGGCUAAGGCCCAAGGACAGACAACAGAUUCAAGAUUGUGUUAGAGAAUUACGGGAAAUUAUACCUGGUGGAACUAAGUGCAGUAUUGAUUCUUUACUGGAACGGACCAUCAAGCAUCUGACUUUCUUACAGUGUGUUACGGAGCAUGUUGAUAGAUUGAAGAUUAGUGAAAAGUCAAAGAUGUUUCACAAAGAAGGCAGUUUUCUUGCAAGAGAUGAACUCAAAGGUGGUCCCAGCUGGGCAUUAGAACUGGAUGGUCAAAUGAUCAGGUGCCCUGUCAUUGUGGAGAAUUUGGAUCAGCCUCAACAAAUGCUUGUAGAGAUGUUGUGCGAGGAACAGGGACUUUUUCUUGAAAUAGCAGAUACUCUUCGAGGCUUGGGGCUUAUAAUCUUGAACAGUUUCAUGGAAUCCCGUCAUUUAAAGAUGUGGGCUCAUUUUGUGGUUGAGACAAAUAGGAAUGCACAACUACAUAGGAUGGAAGUUUUGUGGUCACUCAUGCACCUUUUGCAGCCACAUGCCAUAAAUUACUCAAAUGGAACUUGUCAACCUGUUCAGAUUGAACCCCGGCAGUACUCAAGUGCCCAUACCAUACCAUAAUUUGCCUUUUCAUAGAGUAGAAGGUUUGCAGGAGUCACUUUGUUUAUAAACAGGCAGCUUUUUCCUUAUAAGUGUGAUUUUCUCAUCCCAACGUUCUCAAUGUUUCUAACAUGUAUUUGCAAGGAGCUAGCAGCAUGACAACUUUCAUUUCACACUUUGACAGAUAACUUUGGAAGAGCAAAAGCAAACAUUCAUUUUCCUUAUGAUGAUGCCAGUUAUUCAUUUUCCUUUGAAGAUAUAGAUGCAUUCUGUCAAAAGCAAAGACCAAGUCCUAUUGUCGUAGGUUGUGUUGUGCCUUAUUCAUUUUCUGGCAGGAAAAAGUGACAAAGCUUUGCAUCUACACUCUUUUAAACUUUCUCCCCCAAUAGUGAGGAAGAGCAAAACAUCAAGAUUAUCUCACCAUCCAGUUCUUAUGCUAACCUAAAGAUUUUGUAAAUAACACUGCCUUGUGAUUGCAUAUUUGGAAAAACUGGGGCAGUAAGGGUUGUUUUUAUAUUAUAUGUGAUCAAGUAGGUUCCACU
Messenger RNA from Cryptomeria japonica (Japanese cedar), 4416 nucleotides. RefSeq lists its product as uncharacterized. The coding region runs from base 710 to 3895 and encodes 1061 amino acids. The record is from RefSeq and is a predicted model, not a curated record. Gene Ontology annotation, molecular function: DNA-binding transcription factor activity; protein dimerization activity. The transcript has 11 exons. Lineage: Eukaryota; Viridiplantae; Streptophyta; Pinopsida; Cupressales; Cupressaceae. Gene Ontology annotation, biological process: regulation of DNA-templated transcription.